Molecule: messenger RNA, 2126 nt
Organism: Homo sapiens (human)
Lineage: Eukaryota; Metazoa; Chordata; Mammalia; Primates; Hominidae
Gene: GABRB1
Product: gamma-aminobutyric acid type A receptor subunit beta1
Exons: 10
Coding region: 372-1697 (441 amino acids)
Biological process (GO): G protein-coupled receptor signaling pathway; ovulation cycle; response to progesterone
Cellular component (GO): Schaffer collateral - CA1 synapse; nuclear envelope; postsynaptic membrane
Molecular function (GO): monoatomic anion channel activity; ligand-gated monoatomic ion channel activity; G protein-coupled neurotransmitter receptor activity
Source: RefSeq, a predicted model, not a curated record
AAUGUGUAUGUAGAGCUAUGUAUACCGCUCCACACCCUUUCGUGCCCGCGCGCUGAAGGUUCUGGGGUUCGUAUCCGCGCGCUUGCGCUGCAAGACUCGGCAAGUUUGUUCCGACUGUAACUCCGGGGAUGAGGAACGGGGUCUCUCGCCCCUCCUCCGGCUUCGCAGCCCCCGACCCCAAGUGGGCUCCCCGCCCACAGCAGUGUUCGUCCUCCUACCUCCUGGCCCCCUCCCUUCCGCUGGGAUUUGGAUCUAACCAAUGAAGCUCCUCUGUCAUCAGGUUGUGCGAGGACCUGUUUGUACCCAGAGUCAAGAAUGGAGUUGACUUACUUCCAGAGGUUGACUGCUUUAGCACCAAUGAACCCAGCAACAUGUCAUACGUGAAAGAGACAGUGGACAGAUUGCUCAAAGGAUAUGACAUUCGCUUGCGGCCGGACUUCGGAGGGCCCCCCGUCGACGUUGGGAUGCGGAUCGAUGUCGCCAGCAUAGACAUGGUCUCCGAAGUGAAUAUGGAUUAUACACUCACCAUGUAUUUCCAGCAGUCUUGGAAAGACAAAAGGCUUUCUUAUUCUGGAAUCCCACUGAACCUCACCCUAGACAAUAGGGUAGCUGACCAACUCUGGGUACCAGACACCUACUUUCUGAAUGACAAGAAAUCAUUUGUGCAUGGGGUCACAGUGAAAAAUCGAAUGAUUCGACUGCAUCCUGAUGGAACAGUUCUCUAUGGACUCCGAAUCACAACCACAGCUGCAUGUAUGAUGGAUCUUCGAAGAUAUCCAUUGGAUGAGCAGAACUGCACCCUGGAGAUCGAAAGUUAUGGCUAUACCACUGAUGACAUUGAAUUUUACUGGAAUGGAGGAGAAGGGGCAGUCACUGGUGUUAAUAAAAUCGAACUUCCUCAAUUUUCAAUUGUUGACUACAAGAUGGUGUCUAAGAAGGUGGAGUUCACAACAGGAGCGUAUCCACGACUGUCACUAAGUUUUCGUCUAAAGAGAAACAUUGGUUACUUCAUUUUGCAAACCUACAUGCCUUCUACACUGAUUACAAUUCUGUCCUGGGUGUCUUUUUGGAUCAACUAUGAUGCAUCUGCAGCCAGAGUCGCACUAGGAAUCACGACAGUGCUUACAAUGACAACCAUCAGCACCCACCUCAGGGAGACCCUGCCAAAGAUCCCUUAUGUCAAAGCGAUUGAUAUUUAUCUGAUGGGUUGCUUUGUGUUUGUGUUCCUGGCUCUGCUGGAGUAUGCCUUUGUAAAUUACAUCUUCUUUGGGAAAGGCCCUCAGAAAAAGGGAGCUAGCAAACAAGACCAGAGUGCCAAUGAGAAGAAUAAACUGGAGAUGAAUAAAGUCCAGGUCGACGCCCACGGUAACAUUCUCCUCAGCACCCUGGAAAUCCGGAAUGAGACGAGUGGCUCGGAAGUGCUCACGAGCGUGAGCGACCCCAAGGCCACCAUGUACUCCUAUGACAGCGCCAGCAUCCAGUACCGCAAGCCCCUGAGCAGCCGCGAGGCCUACGGGCGCGCCCUGGACCGGCACGGGGUACCCAGCAAGGGGCGCAUCCGCAGGCGUGCCUCCCAGCUCAAAGUCAAGAUCCCCGACUUGACUGAUGUGAAUUCCAUAGACAAGUGGUCCCGAAUGUUUUUCCCCAUCACCUUUUCUCUUUUUAAUGUCGUCUAUUGGCUUUACUAUGUACACUGAGGUCUGUUCUAAUGGUUCCAUUUAGACUACUUUCCUCUUCUAUUGUUUUUUAACCUUACAGGUCCCCAACAGCGAUACUGCUGUUUCUCGAGGUAAGAGAUUCAGCCAUCCAAUUGGUUUUAGGUCUUGCAUAUCAGUUUUAUUACUGCACCAUGUUUACUUCAAAAAGACAAAACAAAAAAAAAAUUAUUUUUCCAGUCUACCGUGGUCCAGGUUAUCAGCUCUUUAAGAGCUCUAUUAAUUGCCAUGUUUACAAACAAACACAAAGAGAGAAGUUAGACAGGUAGAUCUUUAGCAGUCUUUUCUAGUUUCCCUGGAUUUCACUGAUUUAUUUUUUAGGGAAAAUGAAAAGAGGACCUUGCUGUCCGCCUGCACUGCUUCCUGGUAAACUAUAACAAACUUAUGCUGCCAAAAAAAAAAAAAAAAAAA